AUGGGCAAGGAAGACAAGAAAAAAAUCAAGAAGCAAAAACUCCUGGUAUCUGUUGCCGAGUCGGUGGCCGAAAAGGCCGAGGAAUCCUAUAAUCAACAUCACCUAAACGACACUCCCGAGACCUUGCAUACUCACAACAACGGUGAAUUUGCUGGGCUCACCAGGUAUCAAACCACGGCUGAAGAUGCCCAAAGAUUGGAGAGCGGCAAGUUCAAUCCGUUCACCGGCAAGAAAUUCACCCAAAAAUACAUCGACAUCUUGAAAGUCCGCAGAGACUUGCCUGUUCACGCGCAAAGAAACGAGUUUUUGCGGAUCUUCCAGCUGACGCAAAUCAUGGUGUUUGUUGGUGAGACAGGUUCCGGUAAAACCACGCAAAUCCCCCAGUUCGUGCUAUAUGAUGACAUGCCCCAUUUGAGUGGGAAGCAGGUCGCCUGUACACAGCCCAGAAGAGUGGCGGCCAUGUCGGUGGCGAAGAGAGUGGCCGACGAAAUGGACGUUGAGUUGGGCGAGGAGGUCGGUUACGCUGUGCGUUUUGAGCACAAAAACUCCGACAAGACUAUUCUCAAAUACAUGACCGACGGAAUGUUGUUGCGGGAGGCCAUGGACGACCAUGACUUAUCCAGGUACUCGUGCAUCAUCUUGGACGAGGCGCACGAGAGAACCCUUUCGACCGAUAUCCUUAUGGGCUUGCUCAAACAGGUCACCUUGAGAAGACCGGACUUGAAAAUCAUCAUCAUGUCGGCCACCUUGGAUGCCGAAAAGUUCCAGAACUACUUCAACGACGCCCCUUUGCUUGCUGUUCCCGGUAGAACCCACCCGGUUGAAAUCUACUACACUCCAGAAUACCAAAAGGACUACUUGGACGCGGCCAUCAGAACUGUGUUGCAAAUCCAUGCCACCGAGGAUGAAGGAGACGUGCUCUUGUUUCUCACGGGUGAAGAGGAAAUCGAGGAAGCGUGUCGCAAGAUUCUGUUGGAGGGCGACGAGUUGAUCAGGGAGCAGGAUUGUGGUCCAAUCAAAGUGUACCCCUUGUACGGAUCUUUGCCACCACACCAGCAACAGAAGAUAUUCGACCCCGCACCCGAAAACCACAAGGCCGGUGGCAGACCAGGCAGAAAGAUCAUUGUCUCCACCAAUAUUGCCGAGACAUCGUUGACCAUCGACGGUGUCGUGUAUGUGGUGGACCCAGGCUUCUCGAAGCAAAAAGUAUACAACCCCAGAAUCAGAGUCGAGUCGUUGUUGGUGUCGCCAAUUUCAAAGGCCUCCGCACAACAGAGAGCUGGUAGAGCUGGACGUACGCGUCCAGGUAAGUGCUUCCGUCUUUACACCGAAGAGGCCUUCAAAAAGGAGUUGAUCGAGCAGUCGUACCCCGAGAUUUUGAGAAGCAACUUGGCCUCGACCGUCCUUGAGCUCAAAAAACUUGGCAUCGACGACUUGGUGCACUUCGACUUCAUGGACCCUCCGGCCCCCGAAACUAUGAUGAGAGCUCUUGAGGAGUUGAACUACUUGCAGUGUCUUAGUGAUGAAGGAGACUUGACUGCUUUGGGCCGUCUUGCGUCCUUAUUCCCAUUGGACCCCAUGUUGGCCGUCAUGUUGAUCGGAUCGCCUGCGUUCAAAUGCUCGGAGGAGAUUUUGUCUAUCGUUGCCCUAUUGUCUGUGCCCAACGUCUUCGUGAGGCCUGCGUCGGCCAGGAAGAGAGCCGAUGAAAUCAAAAUGAGCUUUGCCCACCCAGACGGCGACCACUUGACGUUGCUCAAUGUCUACGAGGCCUUCAACUCGGACGAUGCCUACAACGUUGGUUUGCAUCAAUGGUGCAGAGACAAUUUCUUAUCCUACCGCUCGCUCCUUUCCGCACAGAGCGUGCGUUCUCAGUUGCGCCGCAUCAUGGAGCGCCAUGAGCUAGAGUUGGUAAGUACAGACUACAACAGCCCUAAGUACUGGGACAACAUCAGAAAGGCAUUGGCAGCAGGAUUCUUCAUGCAGGUGGCCAAGAAGAAGAGCGGAAACAAGGGUUUCUUGACGGUCAAGGACAACCAAGACGUCUUGAUCCACCCGCUGACUGUGUUGUCCAAGGAAAGUGAGUGGGUCAUCUACAACGAAUUUGUGUUGACGUCCAAGAACUACAUUCGGACAGUGACCACUGUCAGGCCCGAGUGGUUGGUGGAGUUGGCGCCAAAAUACUACAACUUGGAGCAUUUCUCCAAGGGUGACGUCAAGCUUUCUUUGGAGAGAAUCAUUUCGAGAGUGGACACGAUGAAGAAAGUUGCCAAGUAG
Messenger RNA from Metschnikowia bicuspidata var. bicuspidata NRRL YB-4993, 2274 nucleotides. RefSeq names its product DEAH-box ATP-dependent RNA helicase. Lineage: Eukaryota; Fungi; Ascomycota; Pichiomycetes; Serinales; Metschnikowiaceae. The coding region runs from base 1 to 2274 and encodes 757 amino acids. The transcript has a single exon. Gene Ontology annotation, cellular component: spliceosomal complex; intracellular anatomical structure. The record is from RefSeq and is a predicted model, not a curated record. Gene Ontology annotation, molecular function: RNA binding; RNA helicase activity; ATP binding.